AUGGGUUCUUUCUCAGAAUGGCAUGACAAUUUUAGCCAAUUAGUAAAUGAUAAUAUCAGAUUAAAUGAAUUAGAAAAGGAAGUGAUCAAUGUUCAUUAUUAUACAUCAAAAAGAAACAUUUUUAAAAAAGUAGACUUUUAUUUUGAAAAAAAAAUAUUCAAUAUACUUAAUAACAUAGAAAAAGUGAAGAAUGACAAAUUAAAAAGUUCUAACGUAUUUAAUAAAAUUUUGGGUAAGAAAAUGUUUUUAUUGUUUAUUCUUCCAGUUGUAAUUUUAUUAUCUGGAUUUUCUUUUUUACAAUACGGUAUGAAUUCAACGGAAGUUUUGUAUUGUAUUCCCUUUGUUGUAGCAUCCAUUCUUAUAUUGUUUUAUAUAUUUUCUAAAAUCCUAAAAUAUUAUAUUUAUGUAGAAAAUAAUGGUAAAUGUAGUUUUCUUGAUUAUUUUAGAAUAUUCUCCAAAAAGUUCAAUUAA
Molecule: messenger RNA, 471 nt
Organism: Plasmodium vivax (malaria parasite P. vivax)
Lineage: Eukaryota; Apicomplexa; Aconoidasida; Haemosporida; Plasmodiidae
Exons: 1
Coding region: 1-471 (156 amino acids)
Source: RefSeq, a predicted model, not a curated record